UGAUUUCUGCCAGGCUGAGAGAGAGAUUUAAAUUAGGCUCCUCCCUCAUGCAUAGUGGGUGGGGCUUUAUAUGCCCAAACAGACAUGAUCCGAGCUUUGUCUCCAGGCUGGCUGUCAGUGUUGCUCUCCACAGGCGCUGUGAGCGUCUCUCAUCUCGGUUCAUCGACAGCCUCUUCAGACACACAGCUCGCUGGGUUUAAGCUGUCAUCCUGAUGCUGGAUCGAGCCGUGUUGCUCGAAAGAGACAGCUGAGACGGAACAAUACCGACGGGAGCUUGUGUGUCUUCGGCAAGUGAAUAUCAGCUUUCGUGAAGGACUCGUUCCAAGCGGAGGACAACAAACGACAGUUCCUAUAAACGCUUACUGUAAACCUCAGCAAUGCCCGGGUUUGACUACAAGUUCCUGGAGAAGCCCAAGAGACGCUUUCAGUGUCCUCUGUGUAGCAAAGCAAUGAGGGAACCCGUCCAAGUUUCCACAUGUGGACACCGAUUCUGCGAUACCUGUCUGCAGGAAUUCCUCAGUGAGGGGGUCUUCAAGUGCCCGGAGGACCAGCUCCCACUGGAUUACGCCAAGAUCUAUCCUGACCCUGAGCUGGAGCAGCAGAUACUGGCGCUGCCCAUCCGCUGUAUUCACAGUGAAGAGGGCUGCCGCUGGACCGGCCAGAUGAAACAACUGCAGAGCCACUUCUCAACCUGCGCCUUCAAUGUGAUCCCCUGUCCCAACCGCUGCUCCGUCAAGCUGACGCGCAGAGACCUGCCCGAGCACCUGCAGCACGACUGUCCCAAACGCAAGGUCAAGUGCGAGUUCUGUGGGAGCGAGUUCACAGGAGAGGCCCAUGAGAACCACCAGGGCAUCUGUCCACAGGAGAGCGUGUACUGCGAGAACAAGUGUGGCGCAAGAAUGAUGAGGAGACUAUUAUCCCAGCACACCAUGACCGAAUGCCCCAAACGCACACAGCCCUGCAAGUACUGUGGCAAAGAGUUCGUCUUCGACACCAUCCAGAACCACCAGUACCACUGCCCUCGCUUUCCUGUGCAGUGUCCUAAUCAGUGCGGCACCCCGAACAUCGCACGUGAGGAUCUGGCCAACCACGUGAAGGAGAGCUGUGGCAGUGCGCUGGUCCUUUGCCCCUUCAAAGAUGCUGGCUGCAAACACAGAUGCCCAAAGUUGGCAAUUGGACGACACCUGGAAGAGAGCACAAAGUCCCACCUGACCAUGAUGUGUAGUCUGGUGGGACGGCAGAGGCAGGAAAUCAUGGAGCUGAGACGUGAAAUGGAAGAGCUGUCGGUGAGUCAUGACGGCGUCCUCAUCUGGAAACUGACCGACUACUCGCGCAAGCUGCAGGAGGCCAAACUCCGCAACAACCACGAGUUCUUCAGCCCACCCUUCUACACGCACCGCUACGGCUACAAGCUCCAGGUGUCCGCCUUCCUGAACGGUAACGGCAGCGGCGAGGGCUCGCAUCUGUCCAUCUACAUCCGCGUGCUGCCCGGCGAGUACGACAGCUUGCUGGAAUGGCCCUUCUCCUACAAGGUGACCUUCUCCAUUUUGGACCAGAGUGACCCGUCGCUGUCCAAACCUCAGCAUAUCACGGAGACCUUCAACCCUGAUCCCAACUGGAAGAACUUCCAGAAACCAUGCAGCAGCAGCCGAAACUCGCUGGACGAGAGCACGCUGGGUUUCGGCUACCCCAAGUUCAUCUCGCACGAGGAGAUCAAGAAGAGGAACUACAUUCGCGACAACUCCAUCUUCCUCAAAGCUUCCAUAGAGAUCCCGCAAAAAAUCAUGGCUUGAGACUGUUCGAGUGACGAUUUGUCUUGACGUACGUCUUUGUGGACCCUUCUUCCUGUCAGAAACUCUGCCGAAAGACUCGGAGCUCGUCUGUCUGGUUAUUCGACUGGGGUCUGUAUCUCCACGUAGAAGUGUUUCGCAAAGUCAUCACUUUUGGAUUUGCUUUCCAGCACUCUCUUCCUCAAUCUACAGCAAUGCCUUUGGACAUUCAGUAGUGCCUAGAACAUUUAUUUUAAUUUAAAUGUUAUUUUUCUCACAGAUGUAAAGUAAACGAUUGAAGCGGAUUGUGAAAGGCUAUUCGUAAGCUUUGCACUUUGAGAAUGUUUUUCGGAGCUCUGGGAUAAGACUGCAGGCAUUCGGCGUACACACACUAAUCCUCUUUUUACCCUUUUGUGUACACACUUUCGCCCAGCAUCGGCCCUUGAAAACAAACUCAACAGAACUUUUUCCCAGUUUAGCUCAUUUUAAGUAAACUAACUACAACGGCUGUGAACUAAAUAUAUAACUUACUCUAGCGGUUCGAGACUUGUUUGAUGCAUUGUAGUACUUGACAAGUUAUGUUUUUUAACAUUAGGACCGAUUCCGAGGUGCUAAAGCUUUUUUGUUACUGUACGUUGGAAAACGACACAUUUUUGAAGUUCAUGCACUCCGGUUCGGAUCGAAAGCCAUGCGAGAGCUUGUUUACAUUCAGUCUGAGGGUGAUGGUGAGGAUCUACGAUGUGGACCAGGUUUUGUACUGUAACAUGUAUUCUUAACCAGCAUGUGAGGGCUUGUUGUGUUGAGACGGAUGGACGAGCGAAAGGAACCAAAUUUUUUUUUUAUAUGUGAAAAAACUAAAAUGUGAAAAACAUUGUGUCAUAAACGGAGGAUGAUUUCGAAUGUGAACUCUGGACUCACAUGCUCAGUUGAUUCUUUUUGUUCUUUGUCUUACUCUGGCAGAGGAUGAAUAGAAAGGUGUGGGCACUUGCAACGACCGCCCUAAAGCGCGUCGAGUGCGAGGGGGUCAUAUAGCUGUUGUUAGCGCGCCGCUGUUAGCCAUGGUUACCCCAUGCCUGUUAGCGCAGCAUGUGAACGAGAAGAGAGUUCUUCCAUGUGCCUGAGGAAGAUGAGCCUUGUGCAAUAUGGCUGCCAUUGCUCCAUACAGACCAGUGGAGGACUUUGUUGAUACUUAAUAUAUAUGUGAAUACUAAUAAAAAAAAAUGCAAAAGCACAUUCUUCUUCAACAUUUAAUCUUGCUACGAUACCAGCUAAUAUUUUGCAAUGAUUUUAAGAAAACCUGGAAAAAAAAAAUAUAUAAAACCUUUUUGCUAAGAUUCUGUAUUUUACAAAGUACUCAAGAUGUUUUCUACUACACAUUUUAGCGAUUCGUUUCAAGGGCUGUAUGUUGAAGUUUUAUGGACCCUUUUUAUGUUUCACCUCUGUGGCAUUUUGUUUUUGUCUGGUUUGUAUUUUGCAUAUUAUGUCUGUAUUGUUUCCUCAAGAGAAGUAUUUAUUUUAAAGCGCCAUGACAUAAACCUGACACGAAAUGGUGCAGGUGUUUUUAUAUGUUGAUCUGAUGAUUGCUUGCCGAAUAUCACUUGAAAUAAAACAAUGUCUACAA
Messenger RNA from Carassius carassius (crucian carp), 3390 nucleotides. RefSeq names its product TNF receptor-associated factor 4-like. The coding region runs from base 378 to 1793 and encodes 471 amino acids. Gene Ontology annotation, molecular function: zinc ion binding; protein binding. The transcript has 7 exons. The record is from RefSeq and is a predicted model, not a curated record. Gene Ontology annotation, biological process: positive regulation of JNK cascade; regulation of apoptotic process; signal transduction. Lineage: Eukaryota; Metazoa; Chordata; Actinopteri; Cypriniformes; Cyprinidae.